GCCAGCCCGCCUCUUCCUCUCCUCCUCAGUCCUCCUCUCUUUGUUGUGGUUGCAGUUUGCUGCUGCUCUUUACGCACCGCGCCAGUCGCUCCUCCCCCGGGGAUCGGGACGCUGCGUGUGUGUGACACCGGAACACGCAUUCAGCCGACGGAGAAGAGAAGCGCAGGACGGAGCCGAUGGCGAGGAUGCCGCUGCCGCUGCCUCUCCCCCGGACAGGGCGCACCGGCCCCGACGCUUCCUCCUGAAGGCGAGGAGCUGUCGGCGCGGUCCUCCAUCUUCCCCGGCUCCCUCCCGGCCCCUCGCCGGGCUCCGGUGCUCUUCAUCUCAGCGGCACCGGCUCGUCUCCGCUGCGGCGUCACUGGGAUUUACGCGGAAUUGUCCACACGCCGCCUUUUCCACCUGAGCCGAGCGAACUGUGCGUGUGAGAGAGAGAGCGUGGAGGUUGGACCGUCAUCAUCCUCAUCAUCUCCAUCUCCAUCACCAUGGUGUCAGCACCUGCGCGGUGUCCCGGCGCGCUCGCCCGGUGCCUGGUGUCCGCCGCGCUGCUGCUGCUGCUGCUCGAGCCUCCGGAGGCGCGUGCGUCCUACAACCCUCAGGGCGGAGAGUGCAGAGGCAAAGGGAAGGAGUGCACAGACCUGUCGGAGAAGAAGAGCGACCUGAGGGUGUGCGACGACUCCACCUGUCGAUUCGGAGGCGUCUGCAGAGACGACGGAGCUCAGCUCAAAUGCGUCUGCCAGUUCCAGUGCCACAAAAACUACAUCCCCGUGUGCGGCUCCAACGGAGACACCUACCAGAACGAGUGCUACCGGCGGCAGGCGUCCUGCAAACAGCAGAGACUCAUCUCGCGGGCGUCGGACGGGCCCUGCUCCACCGAUCCUGGCUCGGGUUCGGGAGACGGAGACGACGACGAAGGUUCAGGCUCCGACGUCGGGAAGAAGUUCACCAAGUGCAGCACGUGUAAAUACGGAGCGGAGUGCGACGAGGACUCGGAGGACGUGUGGUGCAUAUGUAACAUCGACUGCAGCGGACACAAUGAAAACCCCGUGUGCGCCACUGACGGCAACUCGUACAACAACCCCUGUCUGGUCCGAGAGGCGUCGUGCAUGAAGCAGGAGCAGAUCGACGUCAAACACCUGGGCAGGUGCCCCGCCGACAAGGAGAAACUGGGGAAGAAAGACGACAGCAGCCCCUUCAAAAUAAAUGUCUUAGAAACCACUGGUCUGGAUCACGGCGACGGUUUCUACGCCGGGAUGCCGAUCCCCUGCGGCGACAGUCACGCCGGCUUCUGUGUCCACGGGAAAUGUGAGAUCAAGUACAACAUGGCCACCUGCAGGUGUGAUUCGGGCUACAAGGGUUCUCAGUGCGACGAGCCUCAGGACUUCAACAUCCUCUACGUGGUCCCCAGUGGACAGAAGCUGCACUACGUCCUCAUCGCCGCCAUCAUCGGGGCCGUGCAGAUCGCCAUCAUCGUCGCCGUGGUGAUGUGCAUCACAAGGAAAUGUCCAAAAAACAACAGAGGUCGCCGGCAAAAACAAAACCUGGGACACUUUUCCUCGGACACUAACUCCAGGAUGGUAUAGCCAUGUGUUUGUCGGAGGUUCUUUUUGAUAAGUUUUUUCUUACGGCGUGGGGGAUGCCAUUUUUUUAAACCGGUAGAUUUUAGGUGUUAAUUUUUUUCUCUCUCCUGGGAAACAGUUGAAAAAGAAGAACGAGAAUAUUUAUUUCAGGGGCCUUAUUUCUCUCCUUUUUUUGUUCCGGAUGGAAUUGUUGCACAUUAAUUUGUGCAAUCAUAAAAAAAUCUACAUUUUUUUCUGCCACAAGACCAAGUUACAAGGAGCCGAAUCGACAAAACCGCUGUCACUUUACAUCGUUACCACGUGUGAUGUCUUAAUUACUUUCACUGCUUCAUUACAGUUUGAUGCUUUAUGAAUAUGGUUCCGAUGGCUAAAUGGCUAACUGGCUAACGUAUGCCCCUCUGUAAUGUGCUAUUUAUUGAAAAUUAAUAAUUUUGAUGUCCCCUCUACAUCACUUUUUUUUUACUAAUAAUGAGCAGCUGAUCACCAAAUGCAGUUUGUUUUCAAUUUUUUGUUUUUUGUCCAUGAGGUGAGAAGGGGCCAGCCAGUGAUAUAGAUAUGAAUGUUUACACUUAUCCUUUGGUAUGAAACUGUUUAAACAAGGUAAUCAUUUAUUAUUAUUAUUAUUAUUAUUAUUAUGACAGUUAUUUUCUUCAAAGUAGUUAUUAACUUUAUCUCUUAUGUUAACUUUUAUUUCAAGCAUUGCUUUCUAAAUUCUAGCUCCUGUAUAUUCGCAUGACUUGUGAAAACUGUGUACUGUGGUGUAGUUUAACUCUUUAAAAAGAAAAGCCGACGGCUUCAACGCCUCCUCCACCUCAGAGCCGCCGGCGCCGCCGGUGGAAGUCGGAGGGAAGAGCACGAGGAUACUGAUCGGAAACGUACUAGUCGGGGUUUUAUCGAAAAAAAGAAUGUGUAAUGUUUUAAAUCGGUCUCCAUCAGAGGGGAGGACAGAAAACGUUUGAUGGUGGUAAACUUCAGAAGUUAAUUCUUCUACAAACCACGUUUGUUUUCACGAGGAACAGAGCCGUGUUGAUUGUAACGCUCGGAGGAGGGAAUAUUUUUGAAUCUACGUUUGAAAAUCUGAAUUCAGACAAUUGUUCAGAAAAGGUGCGUAAUAGACCGUAUUCACACGGCGGCCAUUUCCCUCUGACAUGGAUCCAGGCUGCAGGUCUGAUCAGCACGGAAUCUGACAAACUGCUUCCUGAUUACGCCAUGAUCACGUAACAGCAUCAUCAGCAUAACGUCAACGAAAAAGUGGUUGAGUGCUAAUGUUAGCUGUUGUCUAGUGGUAGCUAACGAGCUAACAUAUAUAUUGUUUUACAUCCACGUUGCUUCAGUCGCCGAUCAGUCCGGGAGUUUGUCAGAUUACUUGCAACCAGCGUAACAACAGUACAACAGUACAUUGUGUUCAUCAUCACAACUGAGUGUGAUGUCAGAGGAAAAUGGCCGCCCUGUGAAUAUGGUCUAAAGGAAGAAGUCUUGUUUGCUGAGAUGGUUGUAAUCGAGGGUUUUUUCUUUUUGAAUGUCUUUUUUCCCCAUUUGUUUUAAUUUAGCCUUCGCUUCUCUCCGAGACAUUACAAGCACAGAGAACCCCCGUUGUUCCGUGUCGUGUCCCUCGUCAUCAGUGUAACACAACCCGUUAUUUUCUUUACGUCGAGUCGUAAGUUUCUUCUUCAAAGUCCCGUCAUGUCUCAAACGCAAAUUGUCAGGAACUUAAUAACUGACUUGUGAUAAAUUGUGGUGUAAAUCCCACCGAAGCAAAGCCGCUUCUCAUCAGCUUAUUCACGUUUGUUGUUGAUGAUGAUGAAGCCGAAUUUGAAUUUAUGUUUUACAACAAAACCAAUCACUGUACGGUCCAUCAAUCACAAACGGACCUUGUCCCAGUGGCAUCCAGUGAUUUCGCCUCAACAGCUCAAGUCAUAAAUUGACUUUUGUCAAAUUAAUUUCCUUCACACGACUACAGCCAUUUAUUGUAUUUGUCAUGUUCUUUUCUUGCUCAGUAUUUUAACCUCAACCUCACUCGUUCCCGUCAUAUGGGAUAUUCUGUCCUGUGCAUGUCGACGUGAUCACGUUGUAUGUGAAUGUCAAAACUUUACCAGGCAUCAGAAUUUUCAAUUGACAAAUCGACCUGUGGACGACUAUCUGCUGCCGGUGGUUUAAGGUCGAUCUGUUCCAACGACGUGAGCACUGCCACGUUUACUCAGAAAGGUUUUGAAUGUUCUGUUUCUUCUGAAAUUACAGCUGAGCUGGAUUUUUCUGAAUCAGGACCUUCCAUUGAAAAACAUCUAUACAUUACCUCUACGGCCAUUUACAUCCUUUAGCAUCGUAGAGAGUAGAACCAUCUAAAACUGACCCUUGGAUUAAGAGAAGAAGAACUUCUGGUGUGUUCAGAAUUCACACUGAUGAUUUUUUUCUAAAGAAAGUUAUUGUUGGCAAUCGGAGUCAUACGGUACAAUAGGUUGUUACGAAAAUAUGUAUCCGUUACUGCAUUCCAGGUAAUGGUUAUACUUAACUCCAAAUUAAGUUAGCGCGAGGGUUGGCUGCUUUAUUCAUGCGUCCAAACUGGUCCAAAAAGGGAACAAAAGAGUUUGCUCUGAACACAAGAGAACUAACAUUUGGUUAUUAAAUAAGUUUGGAAAUAAUAAUAAAUGGGAAAUCAAGAAGCUAAAAUGUCUGGAAGCCGCAGUGGCCUAAGGGUUUGUUCACCUGAGCAUUAAAGGGGCAGUAAGCGAUUUUGGAGAAAGCUUGUUCAACUCUUUGUUGUUUAUUUUAUUUUACUGCUCUGGAGAUGAACGGAGUAUUUGAGUCCGACGCUCUAACUACUUGGCCAAAACCGCGGAGUUGCAACACCACCUGCUAGCACGUCUCUAAAGGUGUCGACGAGUCCGCACCAUUUCUUUGCUUAUCGAUUUACGGAGCCUGGGCUCAGCCGGAAACCAGGACAACUAACGGACAGGGAAGAAAUAUUCGCUUAUUUUUACAAAACGUGUAUUGCUGCUUCAGAAUCGCUUAAUGCCCCUUUAAACAGUUGGAAGAACUGGGUUGGGUUUGGUGAAUCGACCAACAGGAAACCAUCUUUACAGACCUCUGAGGUACCAGAGAGCCGAAGAGUUCAAACACCUAAUUGUAUUGACCUGUGUUGGAGCGUUUAGCAGCUGUCUGGUGGUAUGCGAGCUAGCACGUACCCAGGUAGCUAACGUAUCAAACUGUAAACCUGCUAGCCACAGCAGUUCGCCAGCUGCCCCCAUGAGCCGGACCUUCCAGAGAAGCCUUGGCCCUCGUGGCUCGAGGAAGCCAAAGCAAAGCGACGUCUAGCAGCUGAACUGAACAUGGGGCCAAGACGGCGUGACCUCGGCCCCAGCGGACCCCACUUAGCGGUCUACGAGAGGGGGGGGGGUUGUUUGCUAAGUUUAUCUAGCAGUUUAGCAUUGAUAAUGAUUGUGUUUCAUGGCUCCGGGUCAUUAUUCUGUGAUGGGCUCGUAGAGGCAGCGUGUCAUUUACCUGCACUGGAAGGUCCUGACUCCGAUCACUGGGACGCCGCUUCAUCUCGGGCUUCGUCCUCGACGCGAGAGUCUGUGGACCAGGAAGUGAAACUCCAGCGCAGAGGUGCAGAAUGCAAGUUCAGGGAGGUUUGUCUUCUCUGUGUGUUUCUCCAGUUUUUAUUUCCUGUCACUGGAGUUUUUUUCUGUAACAUCUUCAGGUCGUAGGCCAGCCCCCCCCCCCCGCUGAGCAACGUGUUUCUACUUGUUGUCGACCAUCGCAGCCGUAACUUCUCUAAAUGUGACUAGAAUGUGUUUGACAUGUUAAUAUUCAUUGCAUGUAGACUUUGAGAGGCUAUUUUGGUCUCUGCCAAAAAUAAAAAAAGCAAAUGUUUUUUUUAACGUA
Scophthalmus maximus (turbot) is the source of this 5459-nucleotide messenger RNA. It is a transcript of the gene tmeff1a, whose product is annotated as transmembrane protein with EGF-like and two follistatin-like domains 1a. Lineage: Eukaryota; Metazoa; Chordata; Actinopteri; Pleuronectiformes; Scophthalmidae. The record is from RefSeq and is a predicted model, not a curated record. Bases 483 to 1580 code for a protein of 365 amino acids. Gene Ontology annotation, molecular function: protein binding. The transcript has 10 exons.